CACGUUGAGUUGAGGUUGGAAUUUUAAAUGCGUAAUUUACUGGAAUGGUGUUUACUGCUGGUUUGUUAACAUCGAAUUGUCCCGCAAGUAAAGAAAGCGUAUAUGUAAUUAUUUAUAAAGAAAGUGCUGAAACACAGUAAGAUUUAGCGAUUUGCACACACUGAACAUCAAAUAAAUUGGAGUUGAAAGAGUUGUCAAAGCCGUAUCAGCGCCAUUAGCACCUCUCAUUCUAGGCUGUACGUGAAAUCGUGUAGUUUGUGUUGGCGUAUUUGUGCAAUCGGGUCCCAUAUUUUCGGGCAACACAAGAUAAGAGAUAAGCUGCGCCUGUAGUGUUGGCCAUCAUCGCUGCAACUAGAAACGCAACAGAUCGUUCAGAAAGCGAACGCGUAGUUCGUAGCAGCAGAGACACCACGUAGCAAAACGAUGGCCGAUGAAGACAAAGGAUUGGUUGCUGGACACCCUCCAGCAGUAAAGGCAGGUGGCAUGCGCAUCGUGCAGCAUAAGACCCCCAACAGCGAAAGGCCGGCCAAAGAUCCGGUCGAGGUCAUCGGGCUCUCGAACCCAUCGCCGAAUGUAAACACCGGAGAGGUGGCCCAGUCGGCAACCGGUGCGAAGCAUUCCGACCACUCCGUCGAGGCAUCGCAAGUGGCCCAUGCCCAGAAACCUCCGGCACCGGUGCACACCAAGCCCGUGAACCACAUCCAGCAGCCUCGAAAGUGAAUGGUGAUGCGCGUUCAAGCCAUAUCUAUUGGUGCGUGUGAGGAUGUGGAGAAGCAAAAGUUAGAACGAAGAAGAAAACGGAUGAUAAAGAACAGAGGUUAGGUGUUUGUACGGCUCCAACGAAACAUGCUUUAACAGGUGUACUCUAAGGUUGGGCAAUGCUAACAUGUGCAGCCAGGGAAGGCAAAUGGGAGUUUUGCUUGCGAGGCGUUCCCUGGCUUUGCUUAAAAAUUUUAUAUGCCAGAUAGAAAAAGAUGAUGGCCUUAUCGAUAAUCAAUGUCAGGGCAGAUGGUUUUUUGAAUAAUUUCCUCUCACUAGUGUAUAACUUUGUUCCUUUUUCUAGCAGCGUGGCUUAGCGCGCAACAUUAAAUUUUCACUGUUCUUUUCUUUUUUCGGGGCAAAGGUUUUUGUUUUGCAAUGUACGAAGGUGCAUCCUUGCCCUUCCUGUUUUCCUAUGGGUUUGGUAAUUAAGAAAUACAAUCGUGUAAUAAUGUACUAAAGAAAACUAAACUAAAACUAACAUUCGCAGUGUGCUGCAAUUCGAUGAGCAUAUUCGGUGGUGCAAACCAUCGGCUAUAAAUAAGUUGGAGAGUAUGUUAUUGGUAAUGCCUGCAGCAGUCAGGAAUUCAACAUUUUAUAGAAUUUUUUUUGGUCACUAAUCAUCAUCUUCAUCAUCACUUGUUGCAAAUGGCGAAGAACAUUGUACUUUGUUUGGCAUUUGCACACGGAUGUGCGUAAAGGUGCUGCACGGAAGUUCCAGCUAUUAAUAAAGCUAUGAAAUGUGUACAA
Molecule: messenger RNA, 1509 nt
Organism: Anopheles stephensi (Asian malaria mosquito)
Lineage: Eukaryota; Metazoa; Arthropoda; Insecta; Diptera; Culicidae
Product: death-associated protein 1
Exons: 4
Coding region: 424-720 (98 amino acids)
Biological process (GO): apoptotic signaling pathway; negative regulation of autophagy; cellular response to amino acid starvation
Molecular function (GO): death domain binding
Source: RefSeq, a predicted model, not a curated record